Cryptococcus amylolentus CBS 6039 is the source of this 1158-nucleotide messenger RNA. RefSeq lists its product as hypothetical. The record is from RefSeq and is a predicted model, not a curated record. Gene Ontology annotation, biological process: Golgi to plasma membrane protein transport. The transcript has 7 exons. The coding region runs from base 1 to 1158 and encodes 385 amino acids. Gene Ontology annotation, cellular component: trans-Golgi network. Lineage: Eukaryota; Fungi; Basidiomycota; Tremellomycetes; Tremellales; Cryptococcaceae.
AUGAUCGCCCAAUACGAUAUCGUGCCAGGGGAUAGGGUGGGCAUCUUCCAGCUCGGCGAUAGCCUGUGGUAUGUCCUGGACCUACUCAGGACGCACAAGAACGAAUACCCCAAGUAUGAUCUCUCUUGGGACUCUGAGAACCCUCACAAGUCUGCCAUCAUUAUUCACCUACCAUCUCUGACCUUGUACUUUCCUGCACCCCUUCAGCGACUGGCUCUCAUAUCAUUCCCGUCCUUAUCAGCGUCCACAUUGACAUUGACGUAUGAGACGCAAGUCCUGGCCUCUCCAGGGCAGCCGUUGACGCGUGCCAAGGUCGGCAGAAUAUUGGGACCUACGCUAGUCAAUGAGGGUAAAGAUCUGGUCUUUCCUGGGGUCAAGUUUGAGAUGAGCGCGACUUCGACCAGUGGGUCCGGGAGGGACGAUGCGGCGGACAAACUGGUGGUGUCUGCUAAAGAUGUAGAGUUAACCCUUCCUGGACAGUUGAUGUCGUGCGUGAUUGAGCCAAAGAAGGGAAUCGUCCUCCACUUCUCUGGUAUAGACCCCUUGGAAAUAUGGAUCGGGAAGACCACCGCACAGGAUCUGUUGCUAGAUCUGGGACCACCACUGAGAAAGUUCUGGAAAGAGGACGAUCGGUUGGAAAAGAUGUGGGGUGGCGAGAGCGAACCAGGUGGUUGCUUCUGGAACUACUUUCAGCAUGGACUGGAUUUUCUCGUCUCUCCUGAUUAUGUGGUCACCAAGAUCCUAUGCUACUCCAACAUUCCCGGCACGCCGCUCUUCCAAAGAUACUCCCACUGCCCCUGGGUAUUGUCAGCUCCUUCUGGUGAUCUCGACCAAACAUCGCCUCUUCGAUCAUUCUCAUCCCAGCUCUCUCCAAAGCGGUCCCAGUAUGAUGACGUACAGAGUGAAGAGGAGGGCGUCAAGGACGAAGAGAGUGUUAGUGGAGACUCUGGCCGAGUAGCAGGCAAGGCGCCCGCAGAUUACAGCCCCAAAGGGGCAGGAAAGCCGCCGGCAAUGGCUCUUGAUAGGGCUGUGGAAGGCGGACUAGAGGGCGUGAUCAAUGUAGGCGAGAGUAGACUCGUAGGAUUCGAAGGUCUCAUCAUUGAAGAGGACCAGGCAAGCGGGGGUAUCUGCUCGGUACUCGUCUGGAAAGACGAAUAG